Radiomyces spectabilis is the source of this 1054-nucleotide messenger RNA. RefSeq lists its product as uncharacterized. NCBI's taxonomy places the organism in Eukaryota, Fungi, Mucoromycota, Mucoromycetes, Mucorales, Radiomycetaceae. Bases 42 to 896 code for a protein of 284 amino acids. The transcript has a single exon. The record is from RefSeq and is a predicted model, not a curated record.
AUUGCUCUCUUUCCAUUUUUUCUCGCACUUUUUCCUUCUUCAUGGUACAUCCUGCAGUACCUGCCGCAGUGAUUGUAGUAAGCAUCAUCGCUAUAUGGGGCGGCUGCGGCUGGGCCAAGGACUGGUGGCAGCAGCGUGCCGACAGAAAACAGUAUGAACAGUAUUGCCAUGAACACCAUCACGAAGGCCAGCACUCGCAAGAAAAUGAGUGGAAUCAUGACUAUCAGCAUCAUGAAGAAAGCCAUACGACGGCGAGAAGAGAAGAGAAGAAUACGAGCCAAAGACGCCCAUUUUCCAACAGGCAAGAGGAAGACCGUUCUUCGGACAUCGAACUUGAGGAACUUGAAAGAUCGAUACACCAUCGCAAAAAGAUAUUGGAGGCAGAGCAGCAACGACUGGCUGAGGCAGAACUGGAGUUUCUAAGGCGAAAACAAGACCUUCAAAAUCGGAUGGACAACAUUGCAGGUGCUACUGAUCCUUUCGACGAUAAAUACGAAAGUUUCGAAUCCAGCAUGACCGAAGUUCCUGCUCCGCAACAGGAAAAAUAUCAAGAGAAUGGUGAUGAUGUUUUCCGUGGUUUGCAACCAGAACCCAAUCACUUUACGCUUUUUGACUCUACGGACCAUGCAGCCGUGUCUGCUCCUGGGAACCCUCCGCAGAAACCAAUUUUACCAGAAACAGAAAUACAAAACUUGGAUGACGAAUAUUGGGCAGAUACGGACAACGACGAAGACAAUUCACUCCAUCUCCGGUAUCCAAAAAGUGCUCAGCACAAUUCCAAUUCUGAUUCUGAAGAAAGUUGGCAAGGUGUGGGAAGCAUAACCUCGAGCGAACGCUCUCGUUCAAAUUCCGCUGGUUCAUCCUCAUUUGACAUGUUAGACACUUCGCAUCUGUGACCCAGCCGGGCUUACAGUUUUCCGGUUGUUACUUAAUUGUUCACGUCAUGUAUAGAAAAUACAUUUACGGUAUGAUCAAUACAUCAUAAAAACAUGAUUCCAUGUUGGUUAGCAUGAGAAAUAAAAAAUACCAUGUUGGUGAAAUUUUUACAGAGCCA